This is a messenger RNA of Maniola jurtina (meadow brown), 2005 nucleotides long. RefSeq names its product zinc finger and SCAN domain-containing protein 12-like. Gene Ontology annotation, biological process: regulation of transcription by RNA polymerase II. Gene Ontology annotation, cellular component: nucleus. The record is from RefSeq and is a predicted model, not a curated record. The transcript is spliced from 9 exons. Gene Ontology annotation, molecular function: zinc ion binding; RNA polymerase II cis-regulatory region sequence-specific DNA binding; DNA-binding transcription activator activity, RNA polymerase II-specific. Bases 59 to 2005 code for a protein of 648 amino acids. NCBI's taxonomy places the organism in Eukaryota, Metazoa, Arthropoda, Insecta, Lepidoptera, Nymphalidae.
AAACAGUUCUUCAGUCUUCUGCUUCUCCAGAACACUUCAAAAUAGCGAAUUCGGGAAAAUGGCAAUGCGGUGCUGUGUGCCCUUCUGCAAAACCACGGCGGAGGUCGUCUCCGAAUCCGAGGAGAUUACAUUUCACGAGUUCCCCAGAGAAGUGCAUCUCCGUGCUGCUUGGCUCAGAGCCCUCGGCAAACAAGACACUCUCCUGCCAGAGCCUGCUGUGGUCUGCUCGCAGCAUUUUCUGAACGACGACAUUUAUGAAACAGAGAGUGGCUCAAGGCGGAUUCGUACUGGCGCUGUCCCCUCACCAGUGCUGGUCUGCAUGAUAUGCCUGGACACUCGCAGCAAGCUGUUUCUGAUGAGUAAAUACCAGUUGGAAGAAGCAUAUGAACAUUUAGUGGGACAUCCUUUGUGUGGUCAAGGAAAGCUCAAACAAACGCUUUGUGUGCAAUGUGCCCAGAGACUGGUGAACUUUAGCGCAUUCAGAGACAAGAGCUUGAGAGCGCGCUCCCUGAUGAUGGAGCUACUUGACAGACAUGAAGUGAUAACUAUACGACAUGUCAAAUUGAUAAGCCGCGUAAAAUACCAACUACAGUCCGACAUUGUCUCGGCGGUGUCGGAGCCCGACUACUGCGAUGUGUACAUAGCACACUCCGACGCGGACGGACGGACAGAACUAGACGCGACUGCCGCAACUGACGAAGCAGUUGCAGUCAAACGGGAAGCCGAGCCAGCCGCCGCCCAAACAGAGUUAUAUCCUUUCAGCCACAUGAUUCCCAAGCCGGAGUCGUCGGGGGACUGCGAGCAAGCUUCGGUCGCUCCUUCGGUACUCGCGACCAAUCACGGAAACGAAGAACAUCCGACUGAUACAGACGACGAGUUGGAUAUAUUGUCUUUCGAAAAUAAUACAAACAUUUUUGAAUAUUCAGGGAAAUCCCAGGACCCCUUACUAAAACUGAAGGAAUCGUUGGCGAAAAUAAGUGAUAAUAUCAAUUUGCGAACAGCGAGGCCAAAUGUUCUUUUGAAAAACGAACACAAUUCCCAGGAUAUAUCCAGUACACAGUUAGGAAACUAUACUGACCAGAUACAGUAUAUCUGUGACGUGUGCCAAAAGAUAUUUCAACGGAAAAGUUCCUUAGUUACCCACAUUAGGGCGCACACUUACGCAAACACUUUCUCAUGUAAGUUAAGGGAGCGCAAAUUCACUCAAAGUAGUACGUCAUCGAGCCCCAGGAGGACUCACACUGGCGAAAAGCCUUUUGUGUGUAAGUUGUGUAAAUACAAAUGUGCACGAAAUGGUAGUUUAGUGAGGCACAUGAGGACUCACACUGGCGAAAAGCCUUUCGUGUGUAAGUUGUGUGAUUAUAAAUGUGCAGUAAAUAGUAAUUUAGUGAAGCACAUGAGGACUCACACUGGCGAAAAGCCUUUCGCUUGUAAGUUAUGUAAAUACAAAUGUACAGAAAAUGGUAAGUUAGUUAUUCAUAUGAGGACUCACACUGGCGAAAAGCCUUUUGUGUGUAAGUUGUGUGAUUAUAAAUGUACAGUAAACAGUAGUUUAGUGAGUCACAUGAGGACUCACACUGGCGAAAAGCCUUUCGUUUGUAAGAUGUGCAAUUAUAAAUGUGCAUUGUGUGGUCAAGGAAAGCUCAAACAAACGCUUUGUGUGCAAUGUGCCCAGAGACUGAUAACUAUACGACAUGUCAAAUUGAUAAGCCGCGUAAAAUACCAACUACAGUCCGACAUUGUCUCGGCGGUGUCGGAGCCCGACUACUGCGAUGUGUACAUAGCACACUCCGACGCGGACAGACGGACAGAACUAGACGCGACUGCCGCAACUGACGAAGCAGUUGCAGUCAAACGGGAAGACGAGCCAGCCGCCGCCCAAACAGAGUUAUAUCCUUUCAGCCACAUGAUUCCCAAGCCGGAGUCGGGGGACUGCGAGCAAGCUUCGGGUAAGACAACUAACUUACCACGCGUUUUAGCUCCUAUGUUGCGACAGAUAUCUUAG